This is a messenger RNA of Saccostrea cuccullata (small rock oyster), 472 nucleotides long. RefSeq lists its product as uncharacterized. The record is from RefSeq and is a predicted model, not a curated record. The transcript is spliced from 3 exons. The coding region runs from base 26 to 472 and encodes 148 amino acids. Lineage: Eukaryota; Metazoa; Mollusca; Bivalvia; Ostreida; Ostreidae.
UAUCGGUUAUGCGCUGGAGCUAAGUAUGGCGUCGCGGUCAUAUUUGACAUGGAGCGUUCCUAAAUUGAGGGCUGAAUUGGCAACAAAAGGUGCAAGUGUUGGCGGGAGAAAAACAGAACUUAUUGAAAGAUUGAAAGCAUAUGACAGAAACAGAGAUUUUCAACCCCCUCCGCUAGAAAGUGUCCCUACCCCUGUAUCUGUGGGCUGGCCAGUGUCUGGCUACCAACAGCUCCAGAAAGAACAUAAAGUUUUCCUGCCAAAAAUAACUACGGAGCAGAUAAACCAAUAUUUUGUUUACAGAAUAGCAGGUGAUAAGCAGUUUACGAAAGACAUUAAGGCAGUGUCCAAGGGUUCUGCAAUGUUCCAAGGGAAUAGAGUGCAGGCAUGCUCUGUUGUUGUGAAAGAAAAUGACAUCUUCUUUACGGGGAUUGUUGGUGCUGCGAUGAAAAAUAAGGUAUCUUUAGGAAACUAA